UGUCCAUUCUACCGACUGUUGUUGCGUCAAGGAGUGAUUUGAUGUCAGAUAAGCGUCAUCGCAUCAGAGUCCAGGGCUCCUGGGCCAAACCACUGCCAAAAAAUUCAGGAGCAACAGGUGCGGUCUCAUGCAACCAUCAGUCCAAAAAUGCUGAGCCAGUCCCUGGUUCAUGGGGAUAUGGGCCGCAGAAAACAUCCAAGACAUUUGCGUUUGAUCAGCCCACCAAGCCAAUACGAAAUGUCCCACCAGAGAAGGUGAUAGAACAGGAAGGUGAUUAUGAGAUCAGCCAUGGACCCUCAGGGUUGUCCAGACUGCGGCUAUUGCCGGGAUUUCUUCAACCAGAAGAGGCUGACUGGAUGUUCUCUAAGCUACUAGCAGAGCUUCCCUGGUCCCAGAAGACCAACUUCAGACAGGGUGAGGCAUACGAGGAGCCCAGGCUGACCUGCUGGUAUGGAGAGUUACCCUAUACAUACGCUCACUCGACCAUGGCUGCUAACACACAGUGGCAUCCAUUGCUGUUAACCCUUCGUGAGGCAGUGGAGCAGGUGAGCGGACGCAGUUUCAACUCACUGCUGUGCAACUUGUAUCGGGAUGGCCAUGACAGUAUCAGCUGGCACAGUGACGAUGAGGCUUCCUUGGGUGCAAAGCCCACCAUCGCCUCCCUCAGUCUGGGCGACACCAGAGUAUUCGGCCUUCGUAAGCAGCCUCCUCCGGAAGAGAAUGGCGACUACACCUACGUGGAGCGGAUUCGGAUUCCCCUGAGUCAUGGGACACUUCUGCUGAUGGAAGGAGCCACACAGGACGAUUGGCAGCAUCAAGUGGCUAAAGAGUACCAUGACCGAGGCCCACGCAUCAACCUGACGUUCAGAACUAUCUACCCAGAGCCGGAGGGCCACAGGCCAGGGGCCAAGCUUCGCUUCACUACCACACAGCAGUAAACUCCCCUCAGAGUCAGGUACUUGGGGAACUGUCUGGCCAAUGGUUCCUGUAUUUCAAACGCUGAUCCACACAGGGAUAGGCCCGAUGUUUGGACUGUCAACGAGACUUAAUCUAAUGAAUUAACUAUCAUUCAGUUAAUGAUAGUUAGCUUCUUUUCAGAGAAGUUAAGCAGAAGAAUGGGCGAUAACGAAGGUGUUAAGGCUUGAGUGACAUAUCUCCUGAUAAUUCGUGUGACUUUAUUUACUCAGCACAGACGAUGUCUGAUUUGAGACAUUAGCCUGAUAGAGUUUUUGGUUAGUAUAUUGGGGAGGUGUGUAGCUCAGAAGGAAACGACGCAUCUUGAAAAAUACCCUUAUGAAAGACACUCCCCACUGUACAGCAAGUCACUGUUGGUGCAGUGAUCUAAAAUGUAAAUGAUUUCCUGUGUCUUGUUUGAUUUGGGGAGCUUUUUGGAGAGAACAUAGUUGCUAUAAAAAAAGGAGUAAGUACACUGGUCAUGUAGGCCAUUUACAGCUCCAUCAGGAUGAGGGUUAGUUUGAAAAAGAUUGGUCUGACCAGUCACCCUAAGAGGUUCAAGUUUUUCAACCCUCUGAUACACCUUGAACCAAAAUCCUUAAAGUCAGCCUAAGAUAGACUUGUAAUAGCAUGUUUUUGUUAACAAAUGACUGUGUGUGAAAUGUAUUUUUCUCAGAGAACCAGUACAGUACAAGCAACAGCUAAUCAGAAUACUGACACGCCCACUGUAAUGUGCAAGUUGCUUUUUGAAUUGAAUGAUUUAUGAAUCUUUAAACUUUUUUUUUUUUUUUUUUUGCUCAUUAGUUAAAUGGUUUUGGUUGAUCUGAAAUAACUGAACAAAUGUUUGGUAACUGUAGUCUGUUGUUGUUUAGCACUCAAAUUAGUGUGUUCAUUGAUGUCACUGUCAUCAGUGUAACUUUCUUUGGUAAAUGAAUAAAUGGA
Molecule: messenger RNA, 1896 nt
Organism: Monopterus albus (swamp eel)
Lineage: Eukaryota; Metazoa; Chordata; Actinopteri; Synbranchiformes; Synbranchidae
Gene: alkbh3
Product: alkB homolog 3, alpha-ketoglutarate dependent dioxygenase
Exons: 10
Coding region: 42-938 (298 amino acids)
Biological process (GO): DNA alkylation repair
Cellular component (GO): mitochondrion; nucleoplasm
Molecular function (GO): dioxygenase activity
Source: RefSeq, a predicted model, not a curated record